This is a messenger RNA of Megalobrama amblycephala (Wuchang bream), 2484 nucleotides long. RefSeq lists its product as uncharacterized. The transcript has a single exon. The record is from RefSeq and is a predicted model, not a curated record. Bases 366 to 2291 code for a protein of 641 amino acids. NCBI's taxonomy places the organism in Eukaryota, Metazoa, Chordata, Actinopteri, Cypriniformes, Xenocyprididae.
UUCAUUUUAUAGGGAAACUGGAAGCACCCCAUUAUUAUUCUGCUCUUUGCUAAAUGCUAUUCUGUUUGUUUCGUGCUCUUCUUUUCUUCUGCUGUUCUCUAGCUGUGCUAUCUGUGUGUGCUUACUGAUUCUUUUCGCAGAGACUCCGAGUUAGAAGCACAUCCACGAGAGGACCACAGUCGAGAACCAGUCUUACCUGCACAUUUACACACUCAUUACUCAUUCCCAUUAACUCACAGUUGACAUUGCACACUUACACCUUUGAUUUGCCCUGCUUGUUUGUUUUGUUUUGUUGUGUUUUGUUUUGUUCUUUUCUUCAAGGUCUGUGUCAGUUUCGGGUUUAGAUCUCCCUCGCGGUGCCAAACAUGUCUCGCACAACAGACCCUGCUGGACACUGGAAGGAUCUGGAGACCUGGCUAAGUGUUGUAACAGACAGCCUCCUACCUAAGGCCGCUGAAACACUAAAGCAUCAGACACAGGACCAGCUGGAUGACAACAUAGCAAGCCUCAUGAAACAGGACCCAAGCCAGAGCUACAGUCACAAAGAACUAGCCAAGAUCACCGGCUCCUUAAGCCACACACUCAUCGCCACCCUCAAACUGAGCGACAGGCAAGCCGCCCAUCGCCAGCAGGAGCUGACACAUGCACAACGACGCAUCGAACAGCUGGAGCUGGAGGCUCAGGAACGACGAGAAGGGCCUGAUGAAGUGGAACAAGGCGCAAAAGAGGAGAUCAACAGGCUAAAAGAGACCCUAGCAGCUACUACGCAAGAAAUGGAACGAGGCAGAGCAGACUACGCUGACCUCUCCGACAAGCUACAGUACGCAGAACAGCUACUGGAAAAAGCAAAGGCUGACUUCAGAGACAAGAACAGCCGAAUUAAAGCUCUCGAAACUCACCUGAAUGAGUCAAGAAAUGAGGUCAGCCGCCUAAAACAACAGCUUGACUACAUCAAAGAAGAGUCUGACAGUAUUAAAGAGGAACUCAAGCAUGCAUAUGAAUUGCGCUGUGAGCCGUCAAGAACACGUCGGACACCGAUUUCACCUUUGCCAAGCAGGACCGGCUCCCCUGUUCCUGGACUGGCACAUGAUCAAAAGGGGGCAGUGCCAAAACAGUCACCUGUUCCCUCCGAAGAAUCCUACCUCCCCACUAAGCUAAAAGAACGUGCUCCAGCCAGCCACAGAUCAUCUCAUGGCUUGGACCUCAGAGACCUUGACAAGCUUGCUAGAAACAUUGGCAAAUUCACUCCAAAUGUGCCAGGUAGUCCAAAUGUUCAGAGUUAUCUGCAAGAUAUUGACUUCCAUCUGGAAAUGAGACCCAAUGUCACUGACAAAGAUAGACUUUAUUUGCUCAGAGCCACAUCCAGCUCUGAAGUGCGCAGCUUCCUGGACCGGCAGCCUGCCCACACAAAGACUGAUUACCACCUGCUCCGAGAAGCUCUCAUCAAAGAGUUUGCCGACCCUGAGUCAGAACGAGGACUAGUGGCUGCCCUGGAAACAAAACAAGGUCGUCACGAAACUCCUCAAGUCUUCUAUAGCCGACUAAGGCUAGCAUACUUCGGGUCUCGCAACGAACAGAGCAUGGAGGAGGAAUUGAACUUCAAAACUCUCUUCCUGAGAAACCUCCAUCCUGGGGUGAGCCACCAUCUUGGCGUCCUUGCCUGUCCACGCACAAUGAGUGCUCAACAGUUAAGAGACUUGGCGCACAAAGCCUACUGCAAACAGAAGAUGGCCUUAGAAAAGGGCACCAAAACCACCACAGUUCUUGACUUCAACACACAGAGUCAAGGGCUGGCCCUAGAGGGCACCCAGCGUCAAGACCUUGCCAAGCCGACACCCAAAGAGUGGAAUGCAUCUUCGUCCAACAGAGAGUGGGACUCCCACACUGGUACUCGACCUAAACAGAGAGACAACCGCUGGGAUGGACCACGUGGACGACAACGCUCACCUGGACGUCACUGGGAAAAUUCAUGGAACCAAUCAAGACCUCAUGAGAGUCAUUGGGAGAAAACCUGGAAUCACCCAAGCUCAUUUGGAAACACCAGAGGAAAAGGCUCAUGGGAAUCCAAGGGAAAACGACAAACACACCCUGGAGCAACCAGCCCAAGGAAUCGACGAAAAAACUCACAAAGAUUCCAAGCUGACAGAGCUCAAAAUGAAUCCAUACCAGAACAAAAGACUUCACCUUGUUUCGACUCUCAAGAGCUGAUGAAAAUGAUGAUGAAAGAGUUCUUCCAACGAAAGGAGGACGACCGGAAGUGGGAAGAGAAAGCGAAACCAGAUUCAUCCUGACUAGCUGCCGGACGAGAUGGCAGCGACCACCUGACUCAACAUACCCCAGAGAACAGCACCUCAUCUCUCUCUCAGAGAACCACAAGCACCAUAACUUCAAACGGACAAGAAGUCCCACCUGAACAUCCUGCAAAACAGUCAGAAACUGAUCCAACACCUGAUGGGUCAGAUCACAGCAGCAUCCAACAAACAC